GACAUCUUCAUUAACUUAUAAAUUCGGAUAACAUGUGUAAUUAAUAAUAUUAUCUUUUUUAAAUAUGACUUUCAUUCAGCUGAAAUUGGUUUUUAUCGUCACAUUAUAUCUUCUGUUGGAUGUUUGCAGCUCUACUGGUAACCAGUGUCCUCUAUAUUGCGAAUCCUGUACCGGCGUCGGAACUAACCUAGUGUGUUUUUGCAAAUCAGGAGAAUUUAUUCCAACAGCGCCUGUAUUCCAUGUGUUACUGUUGGGGCCAACUGUACAAUCUGUAGCAAUGGGUCUCAGUGUGAAGAAUGCGUACCAGGCAAAUGGGGGUCACGGUGUAACCAAGACUGUGGAGUGGGUUGUGAAGAUGGAAUAUGCAAUCUUUUACACGGAGCGUGUACUUGCAUCGAAGGAUUUUACGGGCAUGACUGCAAAAGUCAAUGUUCACUAAACUGCCAGGGUAACACUUGCGGAACAAUGGUCACUGCAAUUGUAAACCUGGAUAUUAUUCACCAAUGUGUACUGCAAAAUGUUACUCUGCUUGUAAAGAAUGUACUAACGGUAGUUCCUGCUCUAUAUGCCCGUCUGGAAAAUCUGGACAGUAUUGUGAUAAGAGCUGUAACACAAUAACUGGUAAUUGUAUUGAUAUUACGUGUCCACAAGCAUGCACAUCAUGUGUUUCCAGUACACAAUGCAAAGGCUGCACUGUUGGUAGGUUUGGAUCAAUAUGUAACUACACGUGCCCCGCUAACUGUUUCGGUGGGUGUGUCCAGUCGUCUGGUGUGUGUAACGCAUGUUCACAUGGAUAUUACGGUUCAAACUGUCACAGAGCAUGUAAUUAUUGUUAUGGCAGUGAUUGUACUCAAAAUGGAGAAUGUCUCAAGUGCUACCCAGGAUAUUUUGGUACAUUUUGUAACUUAACAUGUCCUUCUACAUGUUCUGCCAAUUGCAAUCAAGUAGACGGAUCAUGUACUUUAAUUUGUCCUUCGAAUUGCUUAAGCUGUUCAGAUAAAACAUUAUGCACUAAAUGCAAAAACAUUUACUACGGAUUUGUUUGUGGUUUAUUGUGUAGCCCUAUGUGUAAACAGGGUCUCUGUGACAUACAGUCAGGAUAUUGUGUGGAAUGCAAUUCGUCAUCGAACUACGGUAAUUUUUGCAACACCACCUGCAGCUCUGCAUGUUCAACAAAUGGAUGCGAAAGGCAAACUGGUGGUUGUAAAGGGUGCAUUGAUGAUACGGUUUACGGAACAUUUUGUAAUAUCACAUGCAAUACAAAUUGCAAGGAUCAAAUGUGUUCGCAAUUAAACGGUCACUGCACAAAUGGAUGUAUAUCUAAUUAUUAUGGGUCAACGUGUUACAAUAUCUGCUCUGAGAAUUGUGCAAAUUCCACGACAGAAUCAAAAUGCGAUUCAAAAGGUAAAUGCAACAGUGGAUGUAUUGACGGAUUCAUUGGCGAUACGUGUACAUCAGGAAGUGAGAAGAACGUGAAAAGAGAUGCAGCUGCUAUAGGAGGAGGUGUGGGAGGAGUUGUUCUACUGGCUUUGGUUGCCGUGUUGGUUGCUAUUUUUCUAAAAAGGAGAAGAAAAAGCAAGCCCUAUGAAGAUCGAAGUGAGGAAAUUGAUAAUGAAUACCACACAAUAGACUCAUUGCACGGAGAGAAGCAAGGUUCGAUAAAUGCAACAGCCGCACGUUCGUUAGCAACAACAAACCCCAGUUACAACAAUGUUUCGGACACAGUCAUGCUUGAUGGUGGCUUAGAAUCAGCAACGGACGAUGAUGAUCUAGAAAUUGAUUUAGACGAAGAGAGAAGGUUCGAGAAGAGGAAACUGACCAAGAAGGUUGAGGAGAAUGUUUACUACAUCGGUAUACAGGACAUAGAGAAGAGGAAAGUGAGAGUGGAGGAACUGGCGGCCUUUGUGGCUGGAAAGACUCUGGAUUACUAUGGGGAGGAAUUUGAUAAAUUCUCCGACGGCCUCACAAGGAGCUGUGACGCUGCCAAAUUACCUCGAAACAGGGCGAAGAACAGAUACAAGGGAAUAUAUGCAUAUGAUGCUACAAGGGUGAAAGUGACUGGUUUUGAUACGGAUUACAUCAAUGCUAACUACAUCGAUGGUUUCAAGGAGAGAAAUGCAUAUAUUGCAUCGCUAGGUCCAAUGUCGAAACAGAUGGGAGACUUUGGCAUGUUCUGGAAUAUGAUUUGGCAACAGAAGGUGGAGAAGAUCGUCAUGGUUACCAACCUGAUGGAGGAAGGGAAGGAGAAAUGCGAGCAGUACUGGCCCAAUAUUGGGACCAUUUUGACCUACAGCGGGGUGAAGGUCACCUGUCAGAGCGAGUAUGAGUAUGCAGAGUUUACGAGAAGGUUGCUGCUCCUAAAUGAUGGAGAAUCUGAGAGGCAGCUGCACCACCUUCACUUCACGGCCUGGCCGGAUAGGGGAAUCCCAGAGGACGUCACAGCGCUGAUUGAGUUCCGACAUAGAGUGCUCAAUUCUCCUGCUCAUCUCGGAGGUCCAACACUGGUCCAUUGCAGUGCGGGAAUCGGUCGAACAGGGACAUAUAUUGCGUUAGAUAUUCUAACAAAGGAAGGCAAUUCGAACAAGGCCGUUGAGAUUCCAGGAUGCAUCAUCAAUAUGAGACAGAACAGGCCAAACAUGGUCCAGACAGCGGAACAGUACGAGUUUCUACACCUUGCCCUGGUUUACACCCUGACUUUUAACUGUGAGCAGAUACCAGGAAAACAGAUUCAGGACUACAUGAUAGAAACCAGCAAAGGCGAUCUUAUCAGGCAGUUAAAGAAAAUAAAGGACACUCCCCACGUUCACACUACCGAUGAAGUCGUUGCUAUUGAACGAAACAAGACUGAGAAAGGAAGGAACAGAAGUGAAGCAGAUAUUCCAGGCGAUGAAUACCGCCCUCGACUUUAUUUGGGAAUAAGACAUGGAGAUUCAGACUAUGUCAACGCUGUCUUUGUUCAUGCGUUUCAGGCGAAACCGAAAUACAUUGUCGCACAGUCUCCAAUGCCAAAUACUGUACUGGAUUUCCUUACUUUGGCAUACCAAGAAAAUUGUUCAUGCAUUGUCAGCUUUGAGCAAAGUGACGGCAAAAAGGAUAUAGGUGAAUAUUAUCCAGCGGACAAUCAAGAACUCAAGAAAGAUCAACUGUCUAUUUCAUGUGGGAGGGAUAAAGUCAAGAACGAGUACAGUAUCCAGAAAUGGCUAACUAUUGAGUUCAAGGGAAGCACACAGAGUGAAGGUGGCAAGAGCACAUUGCGACACUUUGAGUUUACAGACUGGAACCAGACUGGAAAUGUUCCACGCAACCCUGCUAACUAUGUUGCAUUUCUGAGAGAUGUCAAAAUGGCAUCGUCCAAUGGGCCUGUUCUUGUCCACUGCAGGGAUGGUGGUAGUAAGAGCGGGCUGUUCUGUGUUAUGGCAUUCCUCUUGGCGAAAAUGGUAGUAGAGCACGAGGCACAGUUCGACUUCUGCCAUGAUUGUGUUCUGGAGUUCGUCCGCUCGUUCAAAACAUACUCCAAUUUCAGCGAAGAUAUAUAAAUAAAAUGUGGAUUGGAAAACAAUGUUUGUUUUUUAAAUUGCAUACCAUUGUGUAAAGUUCUGGACACUUCAAAUUUAGCGGUUCCUACAAUAUAAGUAUUCCAAGUUCAAACAGCCAACACAAUUGUCUUGGCUAUAUUUAGAAUAUAUAAUUCCAACAGAUAUUUGGGGUCACCGCUCCCAGCAAGCCCACAUUUAUGCUUGAACUAAAAUUAUUUUUAUUAACUCGUUACCAACUUGGACAGCUAAAAUAGUAUCUACUCAAAAUUCUGAACAUACUGUUUCAAAUCUAGUUAUAUCUACACUUAUAUGAGCUACUGAUGCUACUACUGCUACUACUACUACUACUACUACUACUACUACUGCUGCUGCUGCUGCUGCUGCUGCUGCUGCUGCUGCUGCUGAUGGUGCUGGUGCUGGUGCUGGUGGUGGUGCUGCUGCUGCUGCUUACGUGUGUAAUCAAACAAAUUGUUUCGUUUGUACAUCAUAUGAACGUUUCUUAUUUGGAUUUUGUAAAGCUGUAGUUAUGACCCUACCAAAUCGGCUUUAUCUAUUCACAGAUGUGUUAUACACACGUUUCUGCAUUCAUCUACCUUAUUCUAAUUCUAAAAAUCUGAGCGUGUUUUCUUUUUGUAUAAACUUAAUAGAAUGUUUAAGAACUUCUUCAACAUGUAAUAAGUUUCCUUCGUUAAUUGAAAUUUGGACAAAUGUAUCUAUAUUGAAGAGAUGCCAUACUUUUCUGUAUUGCUCAUAACUACCCAGGACGUUCACAGUGUCGAAUACGCCAAGGACUGGUUCCGCACAAAUGACAUGCUCUGGUAUUGUAAUAAGUAAUGUAAAACCUAUUAACUGCCGCUUUUUUGCUAUUUUCUAUUGAUAAC
Messenger RNA from Mya arenaria, 4417 nucleotides. RefSeq names its product receptor-type tyrosine-protein phosphatase kappa-like. Gene Ontology annotation, biological process: protein dephosphorylation. Bases 504 to 3536 code for a protein of 1010 amino acids. NCBI's taxonomy places the organism in Eukaryota, Metazoa, Mollusca, Bivalvia, Myida, Myidae. The record is from RefSeq and is a predicted model, not a curated record. The transcript has 21 exons. Gene Ontology annotation, molecular function: protein tyrosine phosphatase activity.